Messenger RNA from Manihot esculenta (cassava), 1287 nucleotides. RefSeq lists its product as uncharacterized. Bases 175 to 936 code for a protein of 253 amino acids. Lineage: Eukaryota; Viridiplantae; Streptophyta; Magnoliopsida; Malpighiales; Euphorbiaceae. The transcript is spliced from 2 exons. The record is from RefSeq and is a predicted model, not a curated record.
UUGAUAAUUCCAAUUAUCCAAAAAGAUUUUCUAUUGACCCUUUCUAAUUCUAUAGCCAGUACGACUCCCCGUUCAUACUCGCACCACAUUUCGCCCGCGAAAUGGCAUUCUCUCGUCUAUCUUUAGUUUAAUUCAUUUUCCCUCUACCCAAAUUCACACAAAAUCCAAAUUCCGAUGGCGCUUUUCGUCCACCCACCAGAGAUUUCUGCCGUGAAAAGUAUUUUUAACCCUAAUCCCUACCCUCACGUCAUCAAAAGCCUCUCGGUGUUUAGGAGUGAUGAGAGGAUUCGGUCUAGGGCUAGGACUGGAGCUAGGAUCGCUUUUAGAGGUUGUGAGGCUAGGGUUUCGCAGUCGAAUCAAAACUUGUUGUUGUACGGUCAAUUUUCGGCUCCAGUUAAGCAAGAAAGCAAACAGGAAGAGGAGAAGCAAGAUUACUAUGUAAAUAUGGGCUAUGCGAUUAGGACUUUGAGAGAGGAGUUUCCAGAGCUCUUUUAUAGGGAGCUCAGUUUUGAUAUCUACAGGGAUGAUAUCGUGUUUAAAGAUCCACUCAAUACUUUUGUUGGCAUUGAGAACUACAAAUCAAUCUUUUGGGCUCUGCGAUUCCAUGGAAAGAUAUUUUUCAGGGCUUUGUGGGUCGAUGUCAUCAGUGUGUUGCAACCUGUGGAGAAUGUCAUAAUGGUUCGAUGGACUGUGCAUGGCAUUCCUCGAGUCCCAUGGGAGAGUCGUGCCCGAUUUGAUGGCUUAUCCGAGUACAAACUUGACAAGGAUGGGAAAAUCUUUCAGCACCGGGUUGACAACGUGGCGCUCAAUUUACCUCCAAAGUUUCGUGUGUUGGCUGUGGAAGAACUACUCCAAUCUGUUGGUUGCCCCUCAACUCCUAAACCAACUUAUUUUGAAGUUUCAUCUUUUUCUUCAGAGAGAGAAUAUAGCUCCUGAAGUUCUAAAUUUUGCUGUCUGUUGGAGUAAAUAUUGAGCUUGGUCACCAUCUUCACUGUAUAAAGCUUGCCUUUGGUUUCCCAGGAGGCACGGGCUAUAUCAAAUAUGGAUGCUGGUUGUUAAUUUUGUCCGUGGAUUUCCUGUCCCGUGUAAGAUUGUAUAAAUCUUGUAUAUAUCAAUAUGCGAGUUAGGUUUGAAGAAGCUUAAGCCUAUCCCUAGAUGGACAAACAUAUUAGUUCAUCCCCCACCCCUCCCCCUCCUCAGCUGCAUUGUCUAUGAACAAGAAGGCUAUAAGUAAUAUAAUUAAGAAUCUCAUAGGGAAUAUGAGCACCGGUAAUGUUGAUUGUUCCA